AUGUCUGCUGGUGCGAAAGCGAAUGAUUUAAUAUGUACAACUGCUGCGGCAAAGCAUCGAACAAAUUUACGAUCGACGUGGGACGGGACAUCGGUGACUACCCUCUCUUCGCUUCCGUGGAGCUGCCUUCGCGUUAGGUACCACGACUUGUUUGAAAAUUACGUGUCUACUAUAAUGAUGAAUAGACGACGCGCAUACGCUACAAGUUGUAAAUGUCAAAUCGCAUAG
Leptosia nina is the source of this 228-nucleotide messenger RNA. NCBI's taxonomy places the organism in Eukaryota, Metazoa, Arthropoda, Insecta, Lepidoptera, Pieridae. The record is from the annotation of a GenBank genome assembly.